This is a messenger RNA of Pocillopora meandrina, 2186 nucleotides long. The record is from the annotation of a GenBank genome assembly. NCBI's taxonomy places the organism in Eukaryota, Metazoa, Cnidaria, Anthozoa, Scleractinia, Pocilloporidae.
GAGGCAUGUAGAAACAGAAGUCAUUAUCCCGAAAAUCUUAAGAGAGAAGGCAAAGACUAAAUGUGAUGAUCUCGUGCAAGGUAAGCUGUCCUCGCUUUCUAAUACAAGUUCUUCUGAAUUCUUCAUUGCAUAAUUACGUGAUCUGGGUAACGAUGCUGGCCUUUUUGACAGCUUUUACGCAGUGUGCAAAAGGGAGAACUGUAUCAAUUUUAUGGACUUGCCGCAAAGAGAAUCAAGCGAUGAAAGACUGUUUGACUAGCUAGUAAGUAUUAAAAAUUUCGUUAAACGUUCGGAAGUACGUAAUAAGAAGUACCAAAAACAUUUAGUUUACUCUAUUAAUCUUUGUUAUCGACUUUACCUGUGGUUUCCAGUAUAGACCAAACGCUUUUUCAGGGGUAGAAUUUUAAAAGAGUUUAAACACGCGCUGAAAAAACUAUCAAAAGUGGUCCGCCCAUCUCCUUCCAGGGGGCUGUCCUGGUGUACCGGUACACGAGGGAAUUUCUUUUGUUUUCAUAACCAUACAUGGAGUUAUGACGCAGUUCGUUAAUGUUUCCUUCCUUUGUGUACCGGUACACGAGGACACAACCCCUUCCAGGCUCAUCUUUAUUCGAGAUAUUGGCUGUUACUACACAUAACGCAGGGUGAGGGGAGCAAUAAUCUCAAACUUUAAAUUCCUAAGGGGUGACUAGCAACUAAUUUAUCCUCACAGCAUCUCCCCUGAAUCACACUUAAAGGUCACAUGAAUCAAAGAAAUGAUCACUAACUAGUGAAGCUCUAGACUUCUAGCAGUCCCUCCUUCUCAGUGAAGUCAGUUGCAUAAGUAAAAAAAAAAAUUAGUGAUGAAAAUUGAUGUGAGUGCACCAUAGGGAGCUGUUGGAGUGCUGUUUAUGCACCGCAGUAGCUCCAUGAGUGAUGCGCUCAAACAACAGGAACUACAGACUAAGCCCAAGAGUUUGACCUUCUAUGGCUGAGUGAUCUUUGGGCGUCAAAUUUUAAUCUCAAUUUCAUUGCAACACAAGGUGAUCUCAAAAAAUUAAACCGUUUUAAAUUUCAAGGAGCACAAUAAACUGGAAAUUUGUCAAAUGUUUCAGUAAGGAUGACUCUUGUGAAUAAAUAUCAUGAGAACCAUUGUGGAAUGACUUUUGCAGUAUGUGCUUGCAAAAACACAUGCUUUACAUUGUCUGAGAUUUUUGUGAAACAAAACACAAAAGGAGGGACUGCUUGUAGUCUAACAUAGCCCUUGAUUGUUAAACAAAUUUUCCUUGUCAGCACCUUAGGAAAUGUAUAGAGAACAAUUUGGAGUGAGUGAAUAGAAUACUGAUAUUUAGGGUGUAAAGGAUUAAGGAUACUCACAUCCUACAAACCUGGGGUUUGGUUAGAAAUCAAGAGGGCCUGCUCCUACAUUUAACACUGCAUCCAUAUUUUACUUUUAUUUUCAGAAGUCCUUUUUGCAUUGUUGUUGUUUUUUAAAUGUCAAACAUAAUCAUAGUAAUAAAGUUAUCUUUAUUUUCUUUCAGCUACCAGGACAAAGAACUUUUUGAAGAAUGUCGACAAGAGUACCUGAAGAAAAGAGAAGAUUAUCAAAAGGACUUUGCUCAGUCUGGAAAGUCAGCAAAUCUGACGAAAAAAGAAUCAACAAUAUAAAACAGAAUUGAAUGAUCACAAUGUGAAAAAAACUGUUACAAUGAAAAGAGCUGGAGAAGUUACACUUCUGGUUUUACCCAUAAAAUCUCCUCUCUAAUUGGUCUACAUCCCUGUGAACAAGAGGAGAGAAUUUGGUGUUAAGUUCAGAUCACAUUCUGCUCCUGAUAAGGAGAACUAACAUGAUAAGCAGAAGUUCUAUUUAAAACCAUCUGGAAGCUAAAAAGCAGAUUGAAAUUAAAGAUGGAGCUGGUGUGUCAACGCACUCAAACUAUGAGAAAGAACAUUUUAUUUUGUGUAAAUAUCUUUUACAGUUGAUUUCACUUUGAAGUUGAAUGUGAUAUUGCAGUUUAGGUGCUAACUAAUCACAUGCAAUGGUUAUGUGAAGAAUAGUGUCAUUUUUCAAGAAUACGGUAAACUUUCUCUAACUGCAUCUUCUCCUACUAGCCCUGUUUGAACUAACCCUGGAAAUAAGGCACAUAAGAGCAUUUGCAGUAACUUGAAUGUGUACAGCAUUAAAUUUGAGUAGUAAACUAGUCAAUCUU